AUGUCGUGGCUUUCCAUAUCCCCCGACUCGCACUUCUCCCUCGCCAACCUACCGUUCGGCAUCAUCUCCACCGCGGCAGACGAGACCAGGCGCCCGGCCGUCGCCAUUGGCGACUACGCCCUCGACCUCCGGGCCUUCGCCCUCGCCGGCGGCUUCUUCGCCUCGCCCGAGAUCCAGAAGCACGUCGCCGUCUUCUCCGCCGAGUCCCUCAACGCCUUUGCCGCCCUGGGCCGGCCGCUGCACCGCCUCGUCCGCCAGCACCUGCAGUCCGUCCUGAGCGCGCGCACCGCGGACCCCCACAUCCUCCGGGACAACGAGCAGCUCAGGCGGACGGCCCUGCUGGAGCGCGCCCGCGUCGUCAACCACCUGCCGCUCGCCGUCGGCGACUACACCGACUUCUACGCCGGCAAGAACCACGCCUACAACGUCGGCGUGCUGUUCCGCGGGCCCGCCAACGCCCUGCAGCCCAACUACACCCACCUGCCCGUCGCCUACCACGGCCGCGCCAGCAGCGUCGUCGUCUCCGGCACCCCCGUCCGGCGGCCCUGGGGCCAGAUCCUCCGGGACCCCAAGGCCGAGCCCAAGGUCCCCGUCCUCGCCCCCUGCGAGAAGCUGGAUCUCGAGCUGGAGCUGGGCAUGUUCGUCUGCCGCGAGAACCAGCUCGGACACCCGGUCCCCAUCGCUCAGGCCGACGACUACGUUUUCGGCUACGUCCUCAUGAACGACUGGAGCGCCCGGGACAUCCAGGCCUGGGAGUACGUGCCCCUCGGUCCCUUUACCGCCAAGAACAUGGGCACCUCCAUCAGUCCUUGGGUCGUCCUGGCCGACGCCCUCGACGGCAGCAAAGCCGCCGGCAUCCCCAACCAGGAGACUCUCUUGCCCUAUCUCCGCGAGGAGACCAAGGAAAACUGCCUGGACAUUCAGCUCCAAGUCGACCUAACUACUGCCAACGGAGACACGACAACAAUCUCAAAGACCAAUUCCAAGAACCUGCUGUGGUCGUGGCCCCAGAUGAUCGCCCACCACACCAUCACAGGUUGCAACCUGCGCCCUGGCGACUUGCUGGGCUCCGGCACGAUUACCGGCGAGACGGCGGGCACCGAGGGCAGCCUUCUCGAGCAGACCGGCGGCGGCAAGGAUCCCAUCAAGCUGCAAGGCGGGGAGGAGCGCAGGUUCCUGCACGACGGAGACACCCUGACAAUUCGUGGAUGGGCUGGCCAGCAGGGAGCCCUGAUUGGAUUUGGCGAGGUCACUGGCACUAUUCAGCCGGCUCUGCCCCUCUUUUAG
Ustilaginoidea virens is the source of this 1287-nucleotide messenger RNA. RefSeq lists its product as uncharacterized. NCBI's taxonomy places the organism in Eukaryota, Fungi, Ascomycota, Sordariomycetes, Hypocreales, Clavicipitaceae. Gene Ontology annotation, biological process: homogentisate catabolic process; L-tyrosine catabolic process; L-phenylalanine catabolic process. Gene Ontology annotation, molecular function: fumarylacetoacetase activity. The record is from RefSeq and is a predicted model, not a curated record. The transcript is spliced from 2 exons. Bases 1 to 1287 code for a protein of 428 amino acids.